UGCCCCUCAGCCUGGUGUGCAAGCCUCUUUACACAAGCGUGGGCCUUGGAAUCCCGGGUUGCUCUCUCGCUGUGUGACUGGGCAAAUCACAGGCUUCCUGUGGCAGACGUUUCUGGCCUGUAAAAUGGUGAUAAUAACAGUACCCAGCCUCUUAAAAUUGUGUUGAAGAUUGGACAGAGUGGGGCGCCACGUAGCCGCGCUGAGCGCGGAGUCUGUAACAGAGAAGGUCCGAUCUGAUGUUAGCUUUUACGUUUUGAUGAUAGGGCGGGGGCGCUAUAAUAAUGUCUAGUUAUACGGCACUUUACAUUUUUCAAAGUCCUUCCAGGGAGCUUGUUUCACAGCCGCUGCACGGUCAUUAUUAUCUCCAAUUUCACUUGGGGGAGGAGACGGAGACAGCUCUGGCAGGAGGCUGGGCCCUUGGUGGAGAGAGAUGCUGAGUCAGGACCAGGUACUGUGCGAUGGCUGCACAGGUGUGAGGUCCUUCACCCUGCAAGAACCCCCCGCACACACAGCCGCGGUCACCCAGCCCGAGGUGCGGCCCGCAGACCGCCUCUGGCCCCGCAGCUGUCCGCGCUCGGCAGCCCCGGCCCCGCGCCCCCGGCCACCCCCUCCCCAGCCGCAGGAGCCGAGCGCGAGGAGCCCAGCGGGCGCGGAGACCGCGAGCUCGAGAGCGCUGGCCGGAGCUCUCCGCAGCCGACCUCAAGGUGAGGGGCCAGCCCUUCUCCAGACGGGUCCCCCUGCCGUGUCCCCUCCCCGCGUGCCGCGUCCCCGCCCUGGCACAAGCAUCGCUCACCGCCUUCGCCCUGCCCCCGCCCCGCGGCCUGGCUGCGCUCGCUCCUCCGUCCCUCUCCAAGCUGCGACUCCCGCACUUAUUUCCCGGCAACUUUGGCUGCGGCAUCGGCGUCACUGUGCAUUGCACGGCUGCUGUGCGGACCCCCGGACCUGGCCUGGAAGCUGGCGGCGCCGACCCUUGGACCCCUGAAUCCCAAGAGCGCCAGCCGGGAGGGGGGGGGUCCCGAGCAGACAGCAUCCCCCAGCAGGUGUCCCCUCCCCCGCCCCCUGCUUCCUGAGAGGCACGCGAUUCCGCUCGCACCUGGUUUCUCAGCCUCCGCUGCCGUCAGCUGCCACCCCCUCCCCGCCCCCAAGGCCCAGCGCGGCGCACCUGGCACAUCGGGGACGCAGCCUCCUCCGGCCCCAGCUGGCCUUUGUUUGCCCAGCAUCGGCUGACCUGCCGCUCCCUGGGAGGGCACAAGGGGAGAAGCCGUGACCCCGGUGUCCCCGAGGGAUUUGCUAGCCUCCAGGCAGCCUCCCCGGGCUGGGUGCAGGGAAGGAGGUGUGCCGGUUGGCCCGAGCUUGGGGACCAAGGCCAAGGCGGGCCUGACUCCUGAGCUGGCCCCUCACCCCCCAGCCUCCAAGGAAGCGUUUCAAGGUGGCCGUGGUCAGAGGGGAACUCGGGCAAAGUUGACAGCAGCCACUGGAGGGGGUCUACCUGAGAACAGGUAGCCACGAGGGCCACCAAAAGCCAGUGUCACCCAGAUUCCGCCCAGGGUGUCUUCCGGGCCCUGGUGUCCAUGGAGGGUUCUGGGCUCGGCUGCUGGGUGGCCCUCAGAGAGAGCAGCGCGGCGGGGGCCUGUGGCCACCGCAGAGGACAGGACAGGGACAGCCAGUCUGACUGGCAGUUGAUGCCACUGUGCCUCGCUGCUCUGGCGCUGCCGGGGCACAAACGCGGGCUGAGCUGCCUGCGGCUGCCCACCAAGGCCAGGGCAGCACCGCACCUGCUUAUCAGGGCGGACAGGGGCCACCUCCCUUCUUAUCCUCUGCUCCAGCAGCUCGGCCACUCCGGGGCUGGCGUGGGGCAGCGCUAGUUUCAUCUUCAGUUGCCCUGAGUCACUGCUGCUUGUGCCUGGCCCAGGGAGAAGGAAGCAGUCUUGUACCCCAAGCAACAUCUUUAUUUAUAUAUUGUUUUGAGGUACGGGGGGGGGGCGGACCCCAGGCCUUUGCACUGAGCUACAUCCC
Messenger RNA from Chinchilla lanigera (long-tailed chinchilla), 2016 nucleotides. RefSeq names its product yippee-like 4 (gene Ypel4). NCBI's taxonomy places the organism in Eukaryota, Metazoa, Chordata, Mammalia, Rodentia, Chinchillidae. The record is from RefSeq and is a predicted model, not a curated record. The transcript has 2 exons. The coding region runs from base 431 to 982 and encodes 183 amino acids.